CAAUGAGAAAACUGAGGCUUAAGGAGGUGUAAAAAAUACUUUCUUUUAAAAAAAAUACACCUCUCCCCCACCAUCAUAAAAACCCCAACUUUGGCCAUAGAGUUCAUUGGUGGUGGAGCACUGCAAACAUUAGCUGUCCCAUGUGGCUUUGACUCUGACACAAUUGGUCCUCUUGCUUCAGGGAACUGGAUACCAUCCAUCCCUCCCAUGGGUUGGCCUAGGCUCUGUUACUUCAGAGUUUUCUUGACGAGUUUCAAGGUAACCAGGUCAUCCUGUUCUACAUAUUUUUCUGGGAUUGAGGUCAAGGAGCAGCAUGAUCCUCUCUUAAAUGGGUCAGAGGAGGAGGACUCCUGUGGCUCCCUGAAAGGUCAAGCCCCUUCAUGCUAACUACACCGUCUUCCCUUCUCUUCCAGCUUAUGUCCUGGGCUGGGCUCUGGACAGGGAGCAGAGGCAGAUGUGCGCAUGUGUUCUGGAGGACUUUUAUAUGUCCGAUGGUGUGUUAGGCACUAUGUGGAGUGGAGGCAGAGGGAACUCCAGAAAAGAUAAAUUAUCUUAUGGUGGAGACAAAAGGUAGUAUUGGCAACAAACAUGACCUCUGGAAUCAGAUAGUUUUGGGUUCCAGGCCUGACUCUUUGACUCACUUAUUAGUUGUGCGACCUUAGGCAAUUUAUUUAACCUUUCUGUAGCUCAGUUUCCUUGUAUGCAAACAGGAGGAAAAUAAUAAUCUCUUACAUAAUAGGAUUGCUAUGAAGAAUAUAUGAACUAAUAUGUGUAAGACAUUGACUGUAGUGCCAGGCACCUAGUAAGCACUCAGUAAGGAAUAACUACUGCCAUUAUUGUUGUUACUAACAACAGUAUGAGACUAAUAAGUGAUUAGUGUAUAAGUACCAACAAAUACCAAUGGAGUUCAGAAAAAGAAUGCUUAAUUUUUGUGACUUAUCCAGGAAAUCUCUAGAGGAGACAGAAGAAGUGGAAUGAAAUAUUCCAGGUGGAGCAAAUAUGAAAGUGGGAGGCUGAACUGAACUGGAGUGGGGAACAAAAAGAAGAAACAAACGCAACAUCUGGCACCCUUGAGCUCUACCACCAGCUCACCUGUUGUCACUACCAAUAUGUCCAGUCCUUUAUGGCUCUCCAUUUUGGAGUGCCCUGAAUUACUGGCUGCAGUUUUGACUUGGCCAGCUAGUUGGCCAGCUGCUCUGACUGAGCUUGAGGGUGUCUGUGCCUUGGUGGAGUUGACACGGGUCCUAACUCUGCAACUUGGUUUGUAGGUUCAAAGCCUAAUUUUUAUCAGCUUACCCAGGGCUGUUGGUUUCUAGUGGAUUGGGUCACACUCCCCAACAUUACAAAACACUUCUUAAUAAAUCACCAGGCUGAUAAGUCGAUUGAUGAUGAGAGAGAGACCUUUAUAGAGAUGAGAACACUUGUGUGUAUCAGCCCUUUCUGAUAUCAAGGUACCUGAAGCCAAAUUAAACAGGGACUGUUUUAUAACCUAAAAUCAGAACCUAAUGGAGUUGAAAAGUCUCAUGAGCGAGACCAUAUAGGCUUUGGUAGUCCAUGGAAAACUGUACCUUUUUGCAUGUCUGUCAUAGCUUUGUAGUGUGACCAGAAUGUGUGUCCUGUUCUCUCUCCACUGCUGGAGAAACAUCAGUAACAAUUUUUCUCUUGGAUGUUCCUGUUUUCAAUUCCAUGCAAAUGCUGUUUGUGUGCUAUGGCCAUGCUAUUCUCUUGAAUUUCUUUUUUCUUGACAAGAUUUUUGAGUUGCCUACUUCUCAGCGACAACAUAGUGAUUCUCUCAUUGAGUGUUCUUUUUGGCUUUGUUCUCAAACACUAGGAAUGUUUCCAAGCAGGGCCGCCACGAAUGGCUAUGCACUGCACAACCCUAGGAGAGGGUGCCAUUCACAUAGACUAUAAUUGAAUGGCGCCACUAGGGUUGUGCAGUGCACAACCUACACAACUGUACUCGGCGGCCCUGGCAUAAUGUAAUGUCAGUACUUUCUUCAUCAAGGUACCAGUUUGGGAUUGUCCUCAGGGUAAGGGGGCUGAAGCAGUGAGCUGCUGCUGUGACCAGGAAAGGAAGAAAGAAGUAAAGUUGUGGCUUUGGGAGAAUUAUCUUCUCUGUAAAUGAGAGCCAUCAUAUAGGAGAACUACGUACCUUCGUUCUUUCAGUAAAUAGUUUUUUAAGUGCCUACUAUGUGAGGGUUGAAGAACAGGGAGGGGUUUGCAUAGGAGGGAGCAUUUGAACUGGGCUUUGUGAAAGAAGUAGAAUAUUAACAUGUGAAGAUGAGUCAGGAGGAGAGAAUCUCAGGGGGAAGGAAUAGCGAGAAGAAAGACAGAUGGGAGACCACAAGGGAUAUAUGGGUAAUGGUGCAUAAUUCAUCUUGGUUGGAUAGAAAAGCAUGUAAAAGGGAGUAGUGAGCAAUGAUGCUGGUCGGGGGUCAAAUGAUGAUGCAGGAGGGGAGGGAGUUGAAUGCCCAAUUAAGGAAUUUGGACUUUUAUUUAUCAAGCAAUAAGGAGCUAUCCAAAGUUUGUUUUUUAAACAGCUUUAUUGGGUUAUAAUCAUAUACCAUAUAAUUCAUUCAUUUAAAGUGUACAAUUGAAUGUUUUUAGUAUAUUCACAUAUAUGUGCAACCACCACCACAGUCAAAUUUAGAACAUUUUCAUCAUCCAAAAAAUAACUCCAUACGAUUUAGCUCACCCCCCUCCCUACCUUUCCCCCACUCACCAGCCCUAAGCAAUUGUUAAUCUACUUUCUGUUUCUAUAGAUUUUAUCUAUUCUGGACAUUUCAUAGAAAUUGAGUAAUUAUAAUAUGUGACCUUUUUCCACUGGCUUCUUUCACUUAGUAUGUUUUCGAGAUUCAUCUGUGUUUAGCAUGUAUCAGUACUUCACUUAUUUUUAUGGCCAAUUAAUAUUCCAUUUUAAGGAUAUGCCACAUUUUAUGUAUCCAUUUGUCUGUUGGUGAGCAUUUGGGUUGUUUCUGCCUUUUGGCUAUUACAGAUAAUACUUCUGUGAACAUCUGUAAGUUUUCAGGUGCACAUAGGUUUUUAUUUCCCUUGGACAUAGGUUUUCAUUUCCCCCAGGUAUAGGAGUGGAAUUGCUGAGUCAUAUGAUAACUCUAUGUUUAACCUCUCAAGGAGCUGCCAGACUGUUUCUCUAAAAUGGCAGCAUCAUUUUACAUCCCUACCGACAGUAUAAAAGGGUUCCAAUUUCUCCACAUCCUCAUGCACACUUGUGUUUGCCUUUUAUAUUUUGGCCAUGCUAGUGGGUAUGAAGUGUCAUCUCAUUGUGGAUUUGAUUUGCAUUUCCCUGAUGACUAAUGAUGUUGAACAUCUUUUCAUGUGCAUGUUGAGUACCCGUGUGUUUUCUUUGGAGAGAUGUCUGUUCAAGGUUAUUUAUCUUUUUAUUGUUGAGUUUUUUUAAUACUUUAGCUAUUUUUAAUGUAUAUAUUUAAGGUUUUCAACUUAAUGAUUAUAUAUAUAUAUGGAAAUCACCACAAUCAAGAUAACACAUGCAUUACAUCAUAGAGUUAUCAUUUAUGUGUGUAUGCGUGUGUGUGUGUGUUGGAAAUACUUAGGAUCUAUUCUUAUAGCAAAUUUUAAGUAUACAGUACAGUAUUUUCACCUAUAGUCGCCAUGCUGUACAUUAGAUAUCCAGGACUUACUUGUCCUGGAAAACUAAAACUUUGUACUUUUUGACUAACAUCUUACUUUCCCAGCACCAGCCCCAGCUAACCAUCAUUUUAUACUCAGCUUCUAUGAGUUAGACUAAUUUACAUUUCAUAUUUAUGUGACAUCAUAAGAUAUUUUUCUUUCUGGCUCAUUUCACUUAACAUAAUGUCCUUUGGGUCCUUCUGUGUUACUGCAAAUGAUAGGAUAUCCUUCUUUUUAAAGGCUGGAUAAUAUACCACAUUUUCUUUAUUCAUGCAUCCAUCGAUGAACAUUUAUCUUGUUUCUAUAUCUUUGCUAUUGUGAAUAACGGUGCAAGGAAUAUAGGAGUGCAGAUAUCCCUUUGAGAUCUUGAUUUCAACUGUUGGAUAAGUAUUCCAGAAGUGGGAUUGCUGUGUCAUAGAAUAGGUCUUUUUUUUUUUUUUUUUUUGAAACUAUACUAUUUUUGAUAAUGGCUCUAUUGAUCUCCAUCAGCAGUUUUCCAGGGUUCUGUUUUCUCCACACCCUUCCCAAUAUUGCCAUCUUUUGCAUUUUUUAUAAUAGCCAUUCUGACAAGGGUGACAUGAGAUCUCACUGUGGUUUUCAUUUGCAUAUCCCCAAUGAUUAGUGAUGUUGAGCACCUUUUCAUAUACCUGUUGUCCAUUUGUAUGCCUUCUUUGGAAAAAUGUCUAUUCAGAUCCUUUGCCCAUUUUAAAAUUGGGUUAUUUGUAUUUCUGCUAUUGAGUUUAUGAGUUCUUUACAUAUUUUAAAUAUUGACAUCAAAUUUGUGGUUUGCAAAUAUUUGCUAUAUAGCUUUUUAGGUUGAUGUAGUCCUAAUUGUUUUUGUUUGUUUGUUUUUUACUUUUCUUGCACGUGCUUUUGAUGUCAUAUUCAAAAAAUCAUUGCCAAGACCAAUUUCAAGAAGUUUUUCCUAUGUUUUCUUCUAGGAGUUUUAUGGUUUCAGAUGUUACAUUUAAGUCUUAAGCCCAUUUUGAGUUGGUUUUUGUGUGUGGUGUAAGAUAAGAGUCUGAUUUCAUUACUUUGCGUGUGGAUAUCCAGUUACCCCAACAUCAUUUGUUCAAGCAAGCAUCUUUUCCCCCAUUGUGUAUUUUUGACCCUCUAAGGUUCUUUAUUCCUUUUCAUCCUUUUUUUUCUUUUUCUCUUCUGAUGAGGUAAUUUUAAAUAACUGUUCUUCAAAUUUGCUGGUUCUUUCUUCUGCUUGAUAAAUCUCCUGUUUUUAGUUGAGUCAUUGUAUUCCUCAGCUCCAGAAUUUGUUUGGCUGUUGUUUACAGUUUCUAUCUUUUUAUUUAACUUUUCAUUUUGAUCAUACAUUGUUUUCCUGAUUUCAUUGAGUUGUCCAUCUGUUAAUUUUCUUUUUUAUUGUUGAGUCUUAAGAGCUAUUUAUUCUGAAUACUAGACUCCUAUUAGAUACAUGAUUUGCAGAUUUUUUCUCCCAUUCUUUGGGUCCCCUCCCCUCCCCUCCCCUUUCUUUCUUUUUUUUUUUUUUGAGACAGAGUCUCACUCUGAUGCCCAGGCUGGAGUGUGCAGUGGUGUGAUCUCAGCUCACUGCAACCUCUGCCUCCCUGGUUCAAGCACUUCUCCUGCCUCAGCAGGAGAAGUAAUCCCAAGUAGCUGGGAUUACAGGCAUGUGAUGUGCCACAACGCCUGGCUAAUUUUUUUUUUUUUUAAUUUUUAGUAGAGACAGAGUUUUGCUGUGUGGGCCAGGCUGGUCUCAAACUCCUGACCUCAAGUGAUCUGCCUGCCUCGGCCUCCCAAAGUGCUGGGAUUACAGGUGUGAGCCACCAUGCUCAGUCUGGGAUGUCUUUUCACUUUCUUAAUAGUGUCAUUUGAAGCAUGAAAUAUUUUAAUUUUGGUGAAGUACAGUAUAUUUAUUUUUUCUUUUGUUGCUUGUGCUUUUGGUUACAUCUUAGAGUCUGUUACCAAAUCCUAGGUCAUGACAUGUAUCCCUAUGCUUUCUUUUACAAGUUUUAUAGUUUUUGCUCUUACAGUUAGGUCUUUGAUUUUGAGUGAAUUUUUGUAUAUGGGUUAUGAGGUAGGGGUCCAACUUAAUUCUUUUGCCUGUGGAUAACCAGUUGUCCCAGCAUCAUUUGUUGAAGAGACUGUUCUUUCUACCAUUGGAUGGUCUUGAUACCUUAGUCAAAAAUCACUUCUGAGGAUUUAUUUCAGUACUCUCAAUUCUAUUCUGUUGGUCUCUGUGUCUUUCCUUAGGUUAGUACCACACUGUCUUUGUUACUGUUGCUUUGCCAUAAGUUGAAAUCAGGCUGUGUAAGUCCUCCCACUUUUUCUUUUCAAGGUUGGUUUGGCUGUUUGGGGUCCCUUGCAUUUCCAUAUGAAUUUUAAAAUCAGCGUGUCAGUUUCUACAAAAAAAAAUGUCAGCUGGGAUUCUGAUACGUACUGUGAUGAAUCUGUCAUUUAAAACUUUCAAGGAGGAGUGUAACAGGAUCAGAAUGCUAUUUUAAGAAUAGGAACCUGACAAUACUAUAUAAAAUUAGAGCAAGCUUGUCCAGCCUGUGGACUGCAUGUAGCCCAAGACAGCUUUGAAUGCAGCCCAACACAAAUUCAUAAAUUUUCUUAAAACAUUAUGAGAUUUUUUUGCAAUUAUUUUAAAAAGAUCAUCAGCUAUCAUUAGUGUUAGUGUAUUUUAUGUGUAGACCGAGACAAUUCUUCUUCCAGUGUGGCUCAGGGAAGCCAAAAGAUUGGACACCCGUGAAUUAGAGUGAUGAAGGAAAAACACUGGAUACUUGGAGAUCAGAUAGGAAACUGCUGUAGUAGUUUAAGAAAAUGAUAGGGACCAAACUAGGAAAAGAUAGUGAGGGUGGAUUUCAGAUGUAUUGAAAAGGUUGGGCUGGGUGCAGUGGCUCACACUAGUAAUCUUAGUGCUUUGGGAGGCUGAGGUGGGAGGAUCACUUGAAGCCAGGAGCUUGAGACCAAUCUGGGUAACAAAAUGAGACCCCAUAUGUACAAAAAAUAAAAAAUAAAAAUAGCUAGGUGUGGUGGCACAUGCCUGUAGUCCUAACUACUCAGGAGGCUGAGGUGAGAGGAUUGCUUGAGCCUAGGAGUUUGAGGCUGCAGUGAGCCAUGAUCACACCAAUGCACUCCAGACUGGGUGACAAACCAAGACCCUGUCUGAAAAAAAAAAAAAAAAAAGAAAAGAAAAAGAAAAGGUCUAAGUGACAAGACAGGAUUUGGGGACUGAAUACAUGUGGGGCUGAGAAAGGUGGGGGAUCAGGGGUAACUCUGAGGUGUGAAGAGAGGCUAAUGGAUUAGAUUAUAGUACCUUUUAAAACUUUGUAUUAUUUUGAAAUGACUUUUGACUUACAGAAGAGUUGUAAAGAUAUUACAGAGAAUUCCUGUAUAUCCUUCACCCAGCUUCCCCUAAUGUUAACAUUUUACAUAACUAUGGUAAAAUUAUUAAAACUGAAAAAUUAGCAUUUAUACAAUGCAAUAUGAACUUAACUACAGUCUUUAUUUGGGUUUUACCAGUUUUUUUCACAAAUGUCCCUUUUCUGUUGCAGGAUCUAUUUAGGAUCCUUAAUUGCAUUUAGAUAUGAUCUCUCUUUAGUCUUCUCUAAUCUGUGGUAGUUCCUUAGUCUUUGCCUUUCACAACCUUGACUAUUUUGAAGAGUACUGUUCAGUUUACUCUGUAGAAUGCCCCUGAUUUGGGUUUAUCUGAUGUUUUUUCAUGAUUCCAUUGAGAUUAUACAAUUUGGGCAUCCAAUAAGGACGAUGCUAUCAAUAGCUCAUACUUAUUUUAUUCCCUACAGUGUGCCAGGCAUUUGAACUAGGUACCUCAAGCAUUUAAAUUUUACAGUUACCCUAUGAAAUAAUACUAUUGUAAUCCUCACUUGACAGAUAAGGGAACUGAGCCUAAAGGGUUAAGUAUUCUCUGUAGGCAGCUGGACAAGGGAAGUUGAGUAAUAUGUCAGAAUGUUGUUAUUGCAAACAUGGAAUUAAAACAAGUGAAGUUAGAGGAAUUGAAAAUUUAAUAUGAUUUGUUGCUGAAUUGGCUCAUAGUAGGGAUGAAUUUUCUAUUGAAAUCAGGAUAAUUAUAGCUAUUAUGUAUUGAGUGCUAGCUAUGUGCUAGGCAUUGUGCCAAAUGCUUUUCUUGCUUUGUUUCAUUUUGUCCUCUCCCAAACCUUGUGAGACAUAGAUACUAUUUUUGUCUCUAUUUUACAGAUGAAAAUUCCUCUAAUCUCUUGCCCAAGGCCAGAGUGCUGGUGAGUGGCAGAGCCACCAUGUGGAUCCAAGUUUGUCUUAACUCUAAAGCCUGUAUUCUUUAACCACUUGGCAAUGCUAACUGUCCUCCUUCCAUCUUCUUAGUAGGGAUGAAUUUGCCAAUGGGACUAGAAAACAUGAUAUUUAUGGGCUUGGAUGUAGACACUGCUUGGUUGUGGACAUUACCAAAUACAUGUUUGCAACUCUCCUUAUUUUAUACCUCAGUGGUUGGUCAACCCCAUUCUUUCUUUGGGUAUAUUUCAAGCAGGUUACAAUCUGGUCUUUCAAGUCUGGGAUUUUAACGCUUAACUCUUAGUAGGCACUCUUAUUUCCCUUUUAUUCAAAUUCUUGAGGGAAGCUUCUUUAUAAACUCCUUAGACUGACAAAAAUAGUAAAAUCUCAGAAAUAGGCAAAUCAAGGGAGAUAAUGAAAUCACCAGAAUGGGCGUUUAACCGUGGAGUGUAAGGGAAGCUUUCCUGGAGAAAAUAGUUUAAUUUUGCAUUUGAAGGGUAGAUAAGAGCCACAAGAGGAAAGUUGGAAAAACCAUCUGGAAGAGGGAAUAGGAUUAGCAAAGGCACAAUUUCUUGAUGUUAGAGAUUUAAAUUUAAAAAAUAAAAUUAUGAAAAUGUUAAGAAAACAAUAGGUGACUCUGUAAUCCCACUGUUAUAAAAGAUUUUCAAAGCGUGAUAUCAAAGACAGAAGCCAUAAAGGGAAUGACAAAUACAUCUGAUUACAUAAAGAUUUAAAAAGCUUCCAUAAAUAAAAACCUAUCAUAAACAGAGCUGCAACAAUGACAGCCUGGGAAAAUUUUUUGCAAUAAAUUUCAGUCUAUAUUAGCUGUCAUUAAUAUAUAAAUAGCUCUUUACAACUCAGUUGAAAAGAACACACCAGCUGAAAAACAGUCAAAGUGCACAGAUGGUCACAUCCCAAAAGAAGAAAUAUGGCUGGCCAAUAUACCUGUUAGAAAAUAGUUUAACAUUUCUGGUAAUCUGAGGCAUGCAAAUUGUGUGUGUGUGUGUGUUUUGCCUGUUAAACACGUGAUAAUUACCAAAUGAUAAUGACCUGUUUGUCAGGUUGCAGCAGAAAACAGAUCCUUGUAUAUUGCUGGAGGGAAUAGCAAUUUAAAUAAUUUUUCUGGAGGGCAGUUUAGCAUUAUGGGUCAAAAGCCUUCAAAUGGAUAUUCCCUUUGAAGAUCUAGACUGUCUUCUAUCAAUGUGGGCUAAGGAAAUAGUAAAGGAACUGAAAAUUUAGAUGUAAUUUACAUGUGCAACCAGAGGAUAUUGGUUGAGUAAAUUAUUGCAUAUCCAUAUAAUUGAAUAAAAUGAAGGUAUUGGAAAAUGAGAUAGUAGAAGUGUAGUAAUUGACACAAAUACGUUCAGGGUACAGCUUGACAUAACGCGCAAGGCUGUCAUGCUGGAGAGGUAGGCAGGAUCUAGAGCAAAGAAGGCCUUGUCCGCCAUCCGAAGAACCUUGAGCUUUUUUGGUAGGUAGUGGCAAGCCAUGGAAGGAUUUAAAAUGGCAGAUCAGAGGGGCAUUUUAGAUAGAUCCCUCUUGUAGCAGUGUGCCUGGAGGCAGGAGACCAGUAAGGAAAUUAUUGCAGUGGUCCUGAAAGAGAUGAUGAGGGCCCAAGGGUAUGAAGUAGAUGGAGUCAUAGGACCAACUUUGGGCAGCCCAGAGAGUUAAUCUUCCUUAUGGUGGGUAACAGUCAUAAGCACUUGGCCUCAGCGAUCCCCAGAUAGCUAUGUGCCAUCCCAGGAGGUGCUGACAGGAGAACUGGAGCUUGGGGAGAUUGUGUGCUAGGCCAAACACCACUCUCCUGUACCUCUCUCACUCUGUUUCCCUUUCAUUUAGUUUGCCCAUAUCCCUUCAUUGCUUACCCUGGCUAGCCUCUCAUUUAGGAUGGCCUGUGGUCACUGGCCCUCCUUCCCAAUUACAUUUCUCAUAGUACUAACACUUGCUCCAGUGUACAAAAGCUAUCUUCUUUAAGUGCUAUGAAAAUGAGGAUUGUUGAAUGUAACACUGGGGUGGAGCAGAAGUGGAUGGGAGGCUGAACAAUGGUGGCAGUGAACUUGGGGCUGAUAUGACUGGGGGAACAGGAAUGGGAAGCAGGCCAGGUGUUGGCUGAGAGGUUCGGUAGAGAAGGUGGGAACCUGGAACCAGAGAGGUUCGCAGGUAGAGGAUGAACUGGGAUAACAGCUGAUGCCUAGAUUGGAUGCUUAGGAAAGAACUAAAGGUUAGUACAGGGAUCUUUCCUGAGGAAGCUGAGAGAGUGUGUGGUUUUGAAUGGAACCGUGGAUUUUUUCUGGGAAAACCAGCCAAAAAAGACCUCAGUUUUAUAAGGAUUGCAAGUGCCCACCAGACCUGGGGAUGAGGCAGGUGGGAGCUAUAAUGAACCUGUCUUUGGGACUCUGAAACUCAUCUAUGUAAAUGCAAUUUGCUGUCCAGUUGAGUUUGUGUUUUGAGAUGUCUCACACUGUAGAGAGUAGAUCUUAUGAGCUGGCUGAUGGCACAGGUGUGGGGCUGUUGGGGUGACUCCCUGUGUGCCAUGUGGUCAAGGGCCAGGGCUAGAGUCUAAAGAAAAGGAGCUCUCAUGAGCCCUGGUAUGUGUCAGGUGUGAAGUGGAAAGUGCAUUGAACUGGGAGUUAAGGGACCUGGGCUCUCAUCAGAAAGCUUGUCAGAACCUUUUCCCCUCAGUUUCCUCAUCUCUGAAAUGGGGUUUAAUAACAUGGUUCUGCCUGCCUCCCAGGUGAUGGGAAAGUGGAAGUGCUCUGUAGCACUUCUCUAUAUGCUACCUGCUCAUGCCUUUUGUUUCAGGUGCUGAGCUGGGCAGAUGUCAGCAUGAAUGCAAAGUGCCAAGUUGGUACUGGGGUAUGCUCAGAUAUAUUCUCAUCUUUGUACCAUCCUUGUUUGAACUUCUAAGUCUCAUCUCUUCCUAUUCUAUUUGCAGCCAAAGUGAUAGUUUAGCUUUUCACCUCCUAGUCUAAAAAUGCAUGCCACCAAAAUUUUCAGGCAGUUGGAAGCCAAGCAAAGAAGAAAGCAAGGAUAUUCAGACCAAGGCUGGGGGCCCUUGCACCUCUGAAUUAAAAUGUUAGUUCCAUGUGGCUCUGUUGGCUAAUGUUGAAUAUGAAUGUGACUCUAGCAUGACAGGGUGAAGAGGUUCAGUAUCAGAAAUCUGAGAAGUUGCUAAAGGAGGCCAUGAGUUUUCUGGAAAUGCAAUAUGAAUAAUCAGGAAUCCCCAGAUAACUGUGUACCAUCAUAGGAGGUGGAAUGUAAUGUAAUAAAUAAUCUUUCAAUCAGAUACAUUUAGUUAUAUCAAGUCAGCAGAUUUGAAAAAGGACCCUAGAGGCCAGGCACAGUGAUAAACCUGUAAUCCCAGCACUUUGGUAGGCUGAGGCAGGAGGAUUGCUUGAGGACAGGAGUUCGAGACCAGCCAGGGCAACAUAGUGAGACUCUGUCUCCACAAAAAAAUAAAAAUAAAAAUAAAAAAUAAAAAAAUUAGCCAGAUAUGGUGGUGCACACCUGUAGUCCCAGCUACUUGAGAGGCUGAGGUAGGAGAAUUGCUUCAGCCCAGGAGUUGGAGGGUACAGUGAGCUAUGAUUGCACCACUGCACUCCAGCCUGGAUAACAGAGUGAGACUUUCUCAAAAAAAAAAAAAAAAAAAAAAAAAGAUACCUUCUAUGCUGCUAUGCUGAUGAUAGAAAUAGGCAAGACAGAAAAGAUGAAACGACUAAAGUUAGAACCAUGACUGAUGGAGGAUAACAGGACAACCAACUGGGUUGAAACUGGAGGCUUGUUCUCUUUAAUAGUUUUCUGGGCUUCUAGCCUAGGGAAAUUGUGGAUCAGAACCAGCCAAAUGGACUUAUAAGGGAAAUUUGUCCCCGAAAAUCAGCUUACCUCCUCUUGUCUGUGGGUAUAGAAAAGUAAGAUUUAACUGUGGUGCCCAGUGUUGCAUUUUUACAUCUCUGUUUAGCAUGUUGGAAGUGUCUUGGGUAUUCCAGAAGCUCAGGAAGGCUGCUGGCAUGACUCUGGUGACUCCAGAAGUAUUGAGGACCUUUCUAAGGUGGUUGGGGCCCCUUCCUCUUCUCUGUGUACUGUAGCUUCUGAGUGUAGCCUUUGAUGGGCCUGAUGCUGGGUAACUAUGUGCAGCCUCCAACUUGGUCCCUUACCUAAGAUCUUUCUCCUGGCCUGCCCUCCAUGUCGGGGAGCUAUCGUCGUCUUCAAGCUACAGAUGCACAUGUUGAAUGGAGCUCUUCUGGCAUUGCUGUUUCCUGUGGUAAACACUCGGCUGCUCCCCUUUGAAUUGGAGAUUUACUACAUUCAGCAUGUUAUGCUCUACGUGGUACCCAUCUACCUGCUUUGGAAAGGAGGUGCUUACACUCCAGAGCCCCUCAGCAGUUUCCGGUGGGCUCUUCUCUCAACUGGCCUCAUGUUCUUUUAUCACUUCAGCGUCUUGCAGAUCCUCGGCCUGGUCACCGAAGUGAAUUUGAACAACAUGCUGUGUCCGGCCAUCUCAGACCCAUUCUACGGCCCCUGGUAUCGCAUCUGGGCCUCGGGACACCAGACUCUCAUGACCAUGACCCACGGGAAGCUGGUCAUCCUGUUCUCAUACAUGGCUGGGCCCUUGUGUAAAUAUCUGCUGGAUUUGCUCCGGCUUCCAGCCAAGAAAAUAGACUGAAGGUGCUUAUUUUUUUUUUUUUUCCUCCCUGAGGAAGCAAGUCGUGACUUGACUUGGAGAACACCCAGUUCUUGAUAAAAUCAUGGGAGAGGGCAGUAGGAUGUUUGGUGUAUUUCUUUUUCCUCCUUUCUGUCCCUUUCUUCUACCACUCUUCCUUUCCCAGCUCUUCCCCCUACGAUGUCUCCUUGAGCCUGGGGUGUAGUGCUGGGCGCUGGAUUUUCCUCCUUCCCUUUGGCUCUCUCUCUGCUCCUAGUGGCCUUACAUGGGGAGAUUGCAGUGAGCGGCUCUUUCACUCUGCUUGUCGGUGCUUUAACAACAGCUGGUUGAGGAGAAAGGGAACAACAAGUAGUAGUUCUUUUGGCAUCGAAGCAAUGAGAUUGGGUUGUGUUUCAUUUCUCCACUGCCAGGGACCUCCAGGCUUAUGCUGGCGUCCCAUUUAGUCUCCAGCACAGCCCUUACCACGGGGGACUGAGGCCUUGUUUCUAUACCAGCGGCAAGCCCAGAGCCGAGGGAUUUCACAGCUCGUGGUCAAGACAGAACCAGCCAGAUUCUGGUCACUGGUGUCCCAUGACUCAAAGUAAACAGCCAACCAGCCACUCCCUCCAGGAUGCUGCCUGGGGUGGGAGGUGAGAGCACCACCCAGCCCAAGGGCUAGAUUCCAUUGAGAGGGUUGGAGAUCUAUUGCAAUGACAAAUCCAAAGUGAAGAGGGUCAAGAUAUAUACAGUACUAGGCCAGACCCUGUGUAAGUUCUGCCUGUGAGAGUUGAGAACUGAUGCAUAUCCCAAUCAGAAGUGAGCACAGAAAACUGUGAUUUGAAUCAUACACUCUGUUUUAGGAAAAUGUUGAUAAUAGAUACCAUUUUAAUCUUGAGUGCCCCUUAAAUGUGUUCCCUCUCCCUUUCCCUCUCCCCCCACCCCUCCCCCUCCCCCCUCCCUCCCUCUUUCCCUCUCUCAGGCAGCUUCAGGGAAGAAUGAGCUGGAAUUGGCUGGUUGGUUGGUUUUUGAGUUUGGAGAAUCCUCGCAUCAGGGCCCAUUUCUGGAAGAUUCUGUAGAUCUGUUUCUUGGUUUUACAGGGCCAGUGUUGUUUCCCUAGGGCCAGAUUUCUUCAGUGUAUCCACACUCAGUGCUGAAUUGUUUAAUGUGGGGGACAUCACGUCCUCCUCAUCCUGUCUACCCCCAAAUCCCAUGUCUAGGUUGAAAGGGGGCUGCCAAAGAAUUAAGUCCUCAUGGGUGGAGGUUCAGGUGCUCCACAAGGAGGAGCUUUUGUUGAAGGACUUCAGCUCAGUUAUGCACGGACCUCAAGCAGGCAGGAAGUGGCUGGGCAUUGCUGACUCCACAUUGACUCCCACUAGGAACAGAUUUGCUUAAGAACAGAAAAGCUCAUUUGGUGAUUUUGUCUGAUGAGCCUCCCUUCCCCUGUCCCACUCUAGGCAACACAGUUGACCUAGACCAGUUCCAGUAUUUCCAGUUUGACCGUGUUUGACCUACACUGAGCUUCGGUGCCUCAGUGGUCAUAAUUUUAGCAAGUGGACCUAUAGGAAGCAACCCUGGGAGGGACCGUCCUUCUGCAGAGGCCUGCGGGCAUUGAGGCUAUCAAUCCCCAGGGCUUGGGGAGCAGGAGGGGAGGGCACCAAGUGCUCUUACUCUCCUGAGCUCCUUUUGAUGCGUAAGCUUUGUUUUUGGCCCUCUUUGAAGGCAGGGCCAAACUUUUCUUAGUGCCUCUCACCUUAGGGUGGCCCUCCAGGGAAGGUGCUCCUUGAAUGGCUGGAUUGGCCCUGCCCACCGUCAAACUGCUACAUGUAGGAAUAGCUGAUGAGGAAAUACACAAGGCCUCAGUGCCCCUUGGCCUCUUUACAAAAGGAGAAGUUGGAAGGGGAUUGUGGGAGGAGCCCCUGGGGGCCUGGUCUGUCCUCCACCAGAACUUGGAGUUGCUGCCAGCAGAGGAUCUGUGCCUCAGCUGAAGACUAGCUCCGGAAUGUCAUAGGGGUGUGACUGUGUAGGCCUUCUCCUCCUCCUCGUUUCUGUGGCAUGGCACAGGUUGCCUGGUUGCUCGAGCCUUCCCCAUGUUGACAUCCUCCACAAGCUUGCCUUUGCUCUGUCUACAGCUUAGUACCCCAUUCUGGAGGGCACUUUCUGGUGCUUGGAAGGAGAGAAGAAAGCAAAAGCCACAUGCCUGGCAUGGCCAAGCCAGAGACAGAUCCACCUGUCAGAGGAAGGAAGAAGUAAAGGGGGCAUGCAGGGCUUUUGGGGGCCAGAUUGGCUCAGAAACAUGUAGGUCAAAAGAAUAGAGGGGGCCCAGUCUAUAGGCUUCACAAGGAGCCAUGGCCUGUAUUUGGGGCAUUGGGGAGCAUAAGGCAUCUGAACUGGUCCAGAUCUCACUCUUAUCUUGGGCCAAGCCAACGUGGAGAGAAGCAACCCAACCAGACUCUUGGCAGCCUGCCUUACAGGGUAGCCCACCUUAUAGGGUAGCCCUCAUAUCUGCCCUGUGCCGGCCCUCUACUGCCCCAGCUUUGGUACAGGAGUGAGGGAGAAGCUGGAGCUUGCACACCCAGUGGCCAGUGGGGCUGUCUUCCCAGCUCCUCCUCAGGGCUUUCCUGUCAGUGCCAAGCCAGUUCCCCAGCCAGGUUUCCGUGUGCCAUUUGCCAGCGUGUGGGAGCUCUGCGCGUGUGUGAGGGUGUUUGUAGAAGAGGGCAGUUUCCUUUCAAAUGGCCUUAGGAAGGGAAAAGAGUACUCCCUCCAGCCCCUAGGUAGCCUUGGCCAGGGAUGUGGGCCAAGAACAGUCUGUGGAGCUGGCCAACUUGUGGCAUCCACUCCAAAUAGCAGAGACCCAGUCACGCCUGCUUCUGGUCCUCCCUGCCCUCAGUAUUUGGUUUUGUACACCAAAGAUGAUCUGGCCCAUCUUCCUCCCAGAGGCACAACAGUAACAUGUUCCUCUGUCAGCCUGUGAAGGCAUGCAGGGUUCUGAAGCCACAGACUCAGUCUCCCCAAGUCAGCAAUCUCUUUCUCUCUCUCUCCUCAAACUUCAUCGCAUUCAUAGAAGCUGCUUGCAGGGUCGCCGGGCUAACCAGGGUGAUCGGCGAACUUUACCGUACAGUACCUCAGUCUAGCUGUCAGAUCACCCCUUUUGCUGUAGCCUCUGUUGAGGUUUUUAUAUUUGUGAUCAUUGGUAAUUCAGUGUCCUAUGAAGUGGGCACAGCUCCCCACAGAGAGCAAGUUGUCAGCAGGUCUCUGUGCACUGGUAUUGGGGCAGGGCAGUGCCCUGGGGGUAAGCUAGGUGGCUCAGGGAGUGGCAGAAGGGCCAUUUUUCCCUCUGCCAAAAAGACUUCCUUGGAUUUGUAGAUGUUGACCCAGAGUCCUCUGUCCCCUCCUGAAGAGGAUUUUCUUACUGGUUUCUACUGAAGGGGAGGUAGGGGAGGAGGAAAAAAGGACCAUGUGUGAUGCUGUUAGACAAGACACUGACGCUGAUUAUGGAGGGUCUCCUGCAGGCCCUUGUGGGCUCCUUGGCAAGGCCCCAGGCUGGGAAGGAGCUCCCCCCACUGCCCAUCCUGCCCGCUUUGUGGCGGGUAGAGUCAGUGACAGGGAGGCAGCCCUCCUUUUGUGUAUAUAGAGUGAGCUGAUUUGGGCUCAGGAAAACCUAGUCGCUUGUUGCUCUCGUCUGUGACAUUUUUGUACACUGGUUUGCUACUCAUGGCAAGAAACAGACAAAGCCCCAUGAAAAAUAAAACAAAACAAAAGUCAUUUCAAACAAAGCUGUUGUUUUGAAAACUCUUGCUUUCUUUUGGUGUCCAUUUUGUGUUCUAUUUUAAAGAAUCUUUCAUUUAUAUUGGUGUUAUUGUAGUGAAGAGAAUGUGAUAGGCUGAUCUGUAAUGGUUUCUGUCAGGAGCUUAGCAAAUGCCUCUGCCCCUCUUCCCCUACCCCUGUCCUUCCUCAGUUCCCAGCUGGGAUUGCUAUGCACUGGGCAGACCCGUCACUGUCUCCCCUGAACCCCCACACAGUGGCUUCCCUUAGAACCAGUCUUUGUACUCUCCCUAAACAGCAGCAGGCUUAGGAUUUUUGUCAGGCUGGUUCUUGCGUGCUCUGUGCCCCCACCAGUUUGCUCACCUCUUGGGGCAUUUUGUAAUGUGUUUUCUCUGUCUUGUAAAACCUUUUGAUUGUACCGAAAUGGUAUCUGCAGUCGCCUUUGGAAAUAAAUGGUCAUUAAUUUGUGUACUUAGCAUUCUGAAUUUUAGUCUCAGGUGUUUCUGUUGUUGAAGAUCCUUGAAUGAAAAGGAACCCUCACCAUGGGGCUUACUGUUAUAAUGUUUCUUCAUUUACUGUUAUUAAAAGAUUUAUGAGAA
Messenger RNA from Homo sapiens (human), 16890 nucleotides. It is a transcript of the gene TMEM164, whose product is annotated as transmembrane protein 164. The transcript has 6 exons. The record is from RefSeq and is a predicted model, not a curated record. Lineage: Eukaryota; Metazoa; Chordata; Mammalia; Primates; Hominidae. Bases 12017 to 12553 code for a protein of 178 amino acids. Gene Ontology annotation, cellular component: membrane.